AUGACCGCCGGGAUUCUGUCCAUUCCUCUCAUCAUGACAGUAUACGUCGCAACGAUGUGGGACGUAGCCUUCGUGCAUUCGACCAGCCAACUGAAGAAGAUGCCGAGAGUACACGCAUACGCAAGUGCAAGGCCUGGCGCGGUGCAGUACGCGAGAUCGCCACACGUCGCCAGGCGAGGAUUGAAUGUGAAUGCCCAAAUCUGGGACUUUGUGAACAACAAGAUAUUUAAGUCACUGGCUAUGGUGGGAGGAACGACUGGCAUCGGCAGCUCCGUAUCUCGUGUUCCGGCAAUCAAUGUCAGUGUUAUCACUCUUGCUGCCCAGAAACCUGCCUUGCAAAUCUCAGUGAUAUCAGUCCUGCCUCCCAAGGAUUGUUUCUUGGCCAUCAUGCUACUGUGUCGCGAAGGCGUUGCCUAG
This is a messenger RNA of Parastagonospora nodorum SN15, 417 nucleotides long. RefSeq lists its product as hypothetical. The transcript has 2 exons. NCBI's taxonomy places the organism in Eukaryota, Fungi, Ascomycota, Dothideomycetes, Pleosporales, Phaeosphaeriaceae. The record is from RefSeq and is a predicted model, not a curated record. The coding region runs from base 1 to 417 and encodes 138 amino acids.